Molecule: messenger RNA, 1746 nt
Organism: Lampris incognitus (smalleye Pacific opah)
Lineage: Eukaryota; Metazoa; Chordata; Actinopteri; Lampriformes; Lampridae
Gene: slc17a6b
Product: solute carrier family 17 member 6b
Exons: 12
Coding region: 1-1746 (581 amino acids)
Biological process (GO): regulation of synapse structure or activity; monoatomic anion transport; synaptic transmission, glutamatergic
Cellular component (GO): excitatory synapse; synaptic vesicle membrane
Molecular function (GO): L-glutamate transmembrane transporter activity; neurotransmitter transmembrane transporter activity
Source: RefSeq, a predicted model, not a curated record
AUGGACUCUGCCAAGACCAAAGCCGCGGCGGGGCUGAAGGAGUUUGCCGGGAAGACGCUGGGCCAUGUGUACAGGGUGCUGGAGAGGAAGCAGGGCGGCGGGGAGGUGAUCGAGCUGACGGAGGACGGGAGGCCCUCGCAGGCCCCGCAGAGGAAACCCCCGCUGUGCGACUGCCGCUGCUUCGGCCUGCCCCGCCGCUACAUCAUCGCCAUCAUGAGCGGCCUGGGCUUCUGCAUCUCCUUCGGCAUCCGCUGCAACCUGGGCGUGGCCAUCGUGGGCAUGGUCAACAACAGCACCGUGCACCAGAACGGCAAGAUCGUCAUCAAAGAGAAAGCCAAGUUUAACUGGGACCCGGAAACGGUGGGCUUGAUCCACGGGUCGUUCUUCUGGGGCUACAUCGUGACGCAGAUCCCGGGGGGCUACAUCUCCUCCAGGCUGGCUGCCAACAGAGUGUUCGGGGCAGCCAUCGUGCUGACGUCGACCCUGAACAUGUUCAUCCCCACGGCUGCUCGGGUUCACUACGGCUGUGUGAUCUUUGUCCGGAUCCUGCAGGGGCUGGUGGAGGGAGUGACCUACCCGGCCUGUCAUGGCAUAUGGAGUAAAUGGGCCCCUCCACUGGAAAGGAGUCGACUGGCCACCACCUCAUUCUGUGGCUCCUACGCUGGUGCUGUCAUAGCCAUGCCUCUGGCUGGGAUCCUGGUGCAGUAUUCUGGCUGGUCCUCUGUCUUUUAUGUCUACGGAUGCUUUGGGAUCGUGUGGUACUUGUUCUGGGUCUUGGUCUCGUACGAGAGCCCCGCCGAGCACCCGACCAUCACCGAUGAGGAGCGCUGCUACAUCGAGGAGAGCAUCGGAGAGAGUGCCAAGCUGAUGGGCCCCGCCGAGAAAUUCAAGACCCCCUGGAGAAAGUUCUUCACCUCCAUGCCUGUCUAUGCAAUCAUUGUGGCCAACUUCUGCAGGAGCUGGACGUUCUACCUGCUCCUCAUCAGCCAGCCUGCAUACUUUGAGGAGGUGUUCGGCUUUGAGAUAAGCAAGGUUGGCAUGCUGUCUGCUCUCCCUCAUUUGGUGAUGACCAUCAUCGUGCCCAUCGGGGGGCAGCUGGCUGACCACCUUCGCAGCAAGAACAUCCUGUCCACCACCACCGUCAGAAAGAUCAUGAACUGUGGGGGAUUUGGCAUGGAAGCCACAUUGCUGCUGGUAGUGGGAUACUCCCACAGCAAAGGGGUGGCCAUCUCCUUCCUAGUCCUCGCGGUGGGCUUCAGUGGAUUUGCUAUAUCAGGGUUCAACGUUAACCAUUUGGACAUCGCCCCACGCUAUGCCAGUAUCCUCAUGGGUAUCUCUAAUGGGGUGGGGACUCUGUCCGGGAUGGUGUGUCCCCUGAUUGUUGGAGCCAUGACAAAGAACAAGAGUCGCGAGGAGUGGCAGUACGUAUUCCUGAUCGCCUCCCUGGUGCAUUAUGGGGGUGUGGUGUUCUACGGGCUCUUCGCGUCGGGAGAAAAACAGCCGUGGGCUGACCCAGAACUGACCAGCGAGGAAAAGUGCGGCUUCAUCGACGAGGACGAGCUGGCCGAAGAGACGGGCGACAUCACCCAGGGUUACGGCGCUUUGGGAGCCCCAGCCAAGUCCUACGGCGCUACCACGCAGGUGAACGGCGGCUGGCCCGGCGGCUGGGAGAAGACGGAGGAAUACGUCCAGCAGGAGGCGCAGGGAGGAGGGUACGGCUACAGACAGGAUGAGGGCUACUCUUAG